UCUGCCUGUUGUCGGUGGGGCAGGCUGGCCAGGCCACAGAGGCUGGAGCCUGGAGGCAUCCAGGGGAGCUGUCUGUCUCUUUUCAUGCCAGCAACAACAGGAGGCUGUUUGGACACACUGAUUACUCACGGGGCCUCCCCCUUUUGUCUGCCAGCCCACCCGACUCCUUGAGAUUGUGAAGAGCUCCAUCUCUCCUGGGAAGUGAGUUGGCUGGUGAAGCCAGACUGUGCCUGCAGCACCGACUGGCCCAUGCUGCAGCCAGAGCCCUCCCUGGGGCCGGGAGGCCAGGGCCACUGGCCUGGCCUCCUGCCCGUGCUCCUGACUCUCAUUGGCAUCGCCUGGGCAGAGGUGCAGCCACCCCAACCACCAGAGCAGGCUCAAAUGCCCAGAGCCCUGAACAGGAAGGAGAGUUUCUUGCUCCUGUCUCUACACAACCGCCUGCGCAGUCGGGUUCAACCUCCUGCAGCCAACAUGCGGAGAAUGGACUGGAGCGAGAGCCUGGCCCAACUGGCUUAUGCCAGGGCAGCUCUCUGUGGCGCCCCAACCCCAAUCCUGACUUCUGACCCACGGCGGGUUCCCCAAGUGGGCUGGAAUGUGCAGUUGCUGCCUGCAGGCUUGGCCUCCUUUGUUGAAGUGGUCAGUCUCUGGUAUGCAGAGGGGCAGCAAUACAGCCAUGCAGCAGCCGAGUGUACCCACAAUGCCACCUGUACACACUAUACUCAGCUCGUGUGGGCUACCUCGAGUCAGCUGGGCUGUGGGCGACACCGGUGCUCUGUGGGCCAGGUGGCGAUGGAAGCCUUUGUCUGUGCCUACUCUCCUGGAGGCAACUGGAAGGUAAACGGAAAGACAAUCACCCCCUAUAAGAAGGGCGCCUGGUGUUCGCUCUGCACAGCCAGUGUUUCUGGUUGCUUCAAGGCCUGGGACCAUGCAGGGGGGCUCUGUGAGGUCCCCAGGAACCCAUGUCGCAUGAGCUGCCGGAACCAUGGACAUCUCAACAUUAGCACCUGCCAAUGCCACUGUCCCCCUGGCUACACAGGCAGAUACUGUCAAGUGCGGUGCAGUGUGCAGUGCCUUCAUGGCAGGUUCCGGGAAGAGGAGUGUUCCUGCGUCUGCGACGUUGGCUAUGGGGGAGCCCAGUGUGCCACCAAGGUGCACUUUCCUUUCCACACCUGUGACCUGAGGAUCGAUGGAGACUGCUUCAUGGUGUCUUCGGAGGCAGACACCUAUUAUGGAGCCAAGAUGAAAUGCCAGGAAAAGGGAGGGACACUAGCCCAAAUUGAGAGCCAGAAAGUACAGGAUAUCCUUGCCUUCUACCUGAGUCGCCUGGAGACCACCAACGAGGUGACUGACAGUGACUUUGAGACCAGGAACUUCUGGAUCGGGCUCACCUACAAGAUGGCAAAGGACUCCUUCCGCUGGACUACUGGGGAACACCAUUCCUUCACCAGUUUUGCCUUUGGGCAGCCUGACAACCAGGGGUUUGGCAAUUGUGUGGAGCUGCAGGCAUCUGCUGCCUUCAACUGGAACGACCAACGCUGCAAAACUCGAAACCGUUACAUCUGCCAGUUUGCCCAAGAACACAUUUCUCGGUGGGACCCAGGGCCCUGAAGCCUGACCAGGCAGCUCUCCUGCCAGCCCCUGAGUGCACUAGCCCUGCAGGCCUGUCUACUCACCUGUGUGGAACAAGAACUAGGCCCAAAGUCCAAAAUGAGGUCUCAGACCUUGCAUGAUGCAGGAAGUUGGGCAGAGGGUGGCAGUGAAGCAGGUGGGGAGUGGGGAGGGUGGUGGAGAAGCUUGGCAUGGGAAGAGGAGAGCCUGGGUCCCUCAGCUGACUUUUGAUUGGGAUGAUGGGCUUCUGUGAGGCACUGAAACAGAAGCCAGAGCUAGAAGUCAGAAGAGGCUACCAUCCUCCCCCUGGGCCAACCCCUGGGGCAGCUGGAGCUUUCACCACCAGAUGCCUCCCAGGAAGGAUUAAACUAAUUUAUGAAUCGGCUGGA
Messenger RNA from Marmota monax (woodchuck), 1997 nucleotides. RefSeq names its product C-type lectin domain family 18 member A-like. Bases 250 to 1608 code for a protein of 452 amino acids. The record is from RefSeq and is a predicted model, not a curated record. Lineage: Eukaryota; Metazoa; Chordata; Mammalia; Rodentia; Sciuridae. The transcript has 12 exons.